GCAUGCAACUCUAUUCUAGUAGACUAAAUACCAAUCAGCUCCAUGCAAAUUUCCUCCCAAGUCUACCUAUAGUGUCUUCUGUUUUCUAUUUCAUCGUUAUCGGAAAAGAAUGGAAUUGGGUCUUUCUUGGGAAAAGUACUUGUGUUCAAUUAUUAUGGUGGUGUUGAUAAUAAUGGGUAAUGUUAGGACAAUCAGUAGCGUCGGUCCACAAGGUGGGUGGAUCUGCCGGAUGGACCAUUCUCGGCAAAGUCGACUACAAUAAAUGGACUUCCUCCGAUACUUUCACCACCGGCGAUUCUCUAUUAUUUUUGUACAACCGCCAGUUUCACAACGUGAAGCAAGUGAGCCGCCGUGAUUUCCUCUCGUGUAACGCCACGUCAGCAAUGGCCACCUACACUUCUGGCUCCGACACGGUGGCUCUUACAAAACCCGGCCACUUGUACUUUCUCUGUGGCUUCCCUGGCCAUUGCCAAGCCGAGCAGAAGCUCCAUGUCCUCGUUGCUGCCGCCAUAGUCAGUCCCACCCUCAGCCCAGCUUUUGCCCCUGUUCCGUCACCUUCCACCGGGUCGUCUUCGUCUCCCUCUCCAGCCACGGCUUCCAAAGAUACCGCUCAAAAUGAUGCCGUUUUGUUGUCAAUGUCAGCGGUUUUGACUUCAACAUUGAGUAGUGUUGUCGUGUUUUUGGUAGCAUUGGUCUAUUGUUGAUUGAGAGAUUUUUCACGUUUUGUUUUUGUUAUGUUUCCCUAAUUUUCAGCUUUGUGUGUGGUUUACUUUUACUUUUCUACCUAGCCACUUCCUAUUGUUAUUUCUUUUUGAAAAUUUUAUAAUGAUUAAAGUAUUCGGUAUGAUUAUGGUCUUAUGUUGUCGGUAGAUAUGCAACGGUCGCGUGGUUUCUUCAUAUAAGAAAAUAUUAUCCAGUGUUGUUUUUACUAUUUGUGUCAUUAUUGUUUGUAGGUGGAGAGAAUAGUGAUGUAC
This is a messenger RNA of Arabidopsis lyrata subsp. lyrata, 974 nucleotides long. Its product is annotated as mavicyanin. The record is from RefSeq and is a predicted model, not a curated record. NCBI's taxonomy places the organism in Eukaryota, Viridiplantae, Streptophyta, Magnoliopsida, Brassicales, Brassicaceae. Bases 180 to 704 code for a protein of 174 amino acids. The transcript has 2 exons. Gene Ontology annotation, molecular function: electron transfer activity. Gene Ontology annotation, cellular component: plasma membrane.